AUGGAUAUCUCAGCGGAGAAGAAUGUCAUCGAGCAACUCGACCACAUCGAUGCCGUCAAUCUGGCAAAGGCAUCCGAUGUCACCCAGCUCGUAGAACAAGAUCUUGUGCCAUGGUACAGGAAGAAGAAUCUUCGAACCUUGUACAUCGCUCUUGUUCCUUCCGCCUUAGGAGUCGAAAUGACUUCUGGUUAUGAUGGAAGUGUGCUGAACGGUCUCCAGGCCGUUAAGUCCUGGCUCGAUUACUUCAACAAUCCUCGAGGUGCUAUUCUUGGUAUCGUCACGGCUGCUUUCUCCCUCGGUGCUGUUGGUGCCAUUCCUGCUGUUCCUUGGGUCAAUGAUCGUUUUGGUCGAAAGGCUAGUAUCAAGCUUGGUUCUGUGUUUAUCCUCAUAGGCGUCAUUCUCCAAACUGCAUCUGUCAACAUUGCCAUGUUCUUGGUUUCCCGAUUCAUUUUGGGAGCUGGUAUUCCAUUCGCUAUCAACGGUGCAUCCCAGCUCAUCGCUGAGUUGGCAUACCCCAAAGAGCGUGGUGUCAUCACUGGUCUUUUCAACGAGUCCUGGUAUGUCGGGUCGAUCCUUGCAGCUGCCAUCACUCUCGGAACAUAUCAAAUGAGCAGCACCUGGGCGUGGCGACUCCCAUCAUUGUUUCAAAUCAUCCCCUCCUUGCUCCAAAUCACCUUCAUUUGGUUCGUCCCCGAAUCCCCCCGUUGGCUCGUUUCCCAGGACCGUUCCGAGGAAGCAUUCGAUAUCCUGGUCAAAUACCACGCGGAAGGCAACCGCGACGAUCCCUUCGUUAUCGCUGAAUUCAGACAAAUCCGCGAAACCAUCCACCUCGAGAAAGAAGCCUCAAACUCCAGCUGGAUUGAGCUCUUCAAGAGCCGCGCCAAUCUGCACCGUCUCCUGAUCGCCUCCUGCAUCGGCCUUUUCUCCCAAUGGUCCGGCAACGGCCUCGUCUCUUACUACCUGGCCGAAGUCCUCGCAACAAUAGGAAUCACCGAUACUCGCCGCCAGAACCAAAUUAACCUCGGGCUGCAAUGCUGGAACCUCGUUUCCGGGGUCUCGGGUGCUCUCAUCGCCAAAAGUCUCCGCCGGCGCUGGCAAUAUCUUCUCUCCUUUGGCGGCAUGACCGUCGUCUUCGCGUGCUGGACGGCUGCUUCUGCGAUUUUCGCGCAGAAUGGCAACCAUAAUGCUGCAUCUGCGGUCGUUGCAAUGAUCUUCAUCUACUACGGAUUUUACAAUCUCAUGCAUCCCUUGACGUAUAUGUACCUCACAGAGGUGUUCCCUUUCAUCUCGCGGUCGAAGGGAGUCGCGAUCACUCAGUUCUUCUCACGUGCUGGAAGCUCGUUCAAUCAGUUUGUCAACCCGAUUGGCCUGGGUAAUCUCGGGUGGAAAUUCUACCUUGUCUAUAAUGUCUGGUUGGCCUGCGAGACGGUGGUUAUUUUCUUUGGAUACUCCGAGACGAAGGGCCCUACUCUGGAGGAGUUGUCUAUUGUUUUCGAGGGUAAAAAGGCAAAUGUCGAGUUGGUUCACGUUAGGAACAAGGAGGGUGCACCAGAGACCGGACAGAAUGAGAAGAUUUGA
Messenger RNA from Penicillium lagena, 1578 nucleotides. Its product is annotated as MFS sugar:H+ symporter. Gene Ontology annotation, cellular component: membrane. NCBI's taxonomy places the organism in Eukaryota, Fungi, Ascomycota, Eurotiomycetes, Eurotiales, Aspergillaceae. Gene Ontology annotation, molecular function: carbohydrate:proton symporter activity. The coding region runs from base 1 to 1578 and encodes 525 amino acids. The transcript is spliced from 4 exons. Gene Ontology annotation, biological process: transmembrane transport; carbohydrate transport. The record is from RefSeq and is a predicted model, not a curated record.